Molecule: messenger RNA, 3146 nt
Organism: Nerophis lumbriciformis (worm pipefish)
Lineage: Eukaryota; Metazoa; Chordata; Actinopteri; Syngnathiformes; Syngnathidae
Source: RefSeq, a predicted model, not a curated record
AUGAGUCGUGCCAAAGGAGGCGAUGGCGCCCGACUCGCGCCUUCUACUUCCUCCCAUGUGACCCGGGCAUCCCCGGCGAGCGGCGACACGGCAUUGUUGGCUUUGAUCUUCGCCCCCGUCUUCCUUGCGGCUAUAAAGAGAGCUGGCAGGCGCCCAGGAGCGGCCAAGAGAGCGGUGCAGCGAGGAGCCACCGCCGUCAUCUUUGAUGUGUCGGAAAACCCGGACGCCAUCGACAAGCUCAACCAGGUGGCCGACGAUCCGCUGAAGCGACCGGUGGUCUACGUGAAAGGAAACGAUGCCGUCAAGUUGAUGAACAUCGUCAACAAGCAGAAAGUGGCUCGUGCGAGGAUACAACACCGCCCGCCCAGGCAGCCCACAGAAUACUUCGACAUGGGCAUCUUCUUGGCUUUCUUCGUGGUCGUGUCGCUGGUUUGCCUCAUUCUGCUCAUCAAGAUCAAGCUGAAGCAGAGGAGGAGUCAGAGCUCCAUGAACAGGAUGGCGGUGCAGGCGCUGGAGAAGAUGGACACGCACAAGUUCAAGGCCAAAGGCAAAGGCCAACGCGAGAGCAGCUGUGGGCCGACCGACUCGCUGAGCAGCAGCUCCACGUCCGACUGCGCCAUCUGUCUGGAAAAGUACAUUGAUGGCGAGGAGCUGCGGGUCAUCCCCUGUGCUCACAGGUUCCAUAAGAAAUGUGUGGACCCUUGGCUGCUGCAGCACCACACCUGUCCCCACUGCAGGCACAACAUCAUCGAGCAAAAGAAGGGAAAUUCCGGCCCCUUUUGCAUGGACGCGGGUAACCCAGUCCACGGGCGCCAGCAAAGGGUGGUCCUGCCAGUCCACUAUCCCGGUAGGGUCCACCGCGCCGGCCAGGUGACCGCCUACCCGACGAGGACCAGCAUGGACCCCCACGGCAACGCCGUCACGGUACUCACGGUGGACCAGCACCCGGACCCUCAGGGCCUGUACCCGCCCCAGUCGGCGUCUUCCUUCCUGCGGAGCUACCACCCCGCGCUCCACAUGGACCACCACUGCGGACUGGAGCACCGGGGGGGGCCCCCCGCCUACCAAGCCCCGCCGCACCACGCCGCCAUCAAACGGCCCAAGUUUGCCGGCCGCAACUUCUCGCGGGCGGCGUGCUUCUCGCAGUACGAGACAAUGUACCAGCACUACUACUUUCAGGGCUUGACUUUCCCCCAGCAGCCAGAGGGCGGCGCGGCGUCGGCGGCUGGUCCGGGCGGGGCUCACAAGGGCCACCACGGCAGGGCCUUCCAGCAGGGACUGUUGUACCCCACCGUGGUGCACGUGGCGCCGGCCGGGGAGGGCGGGAGCGCGUCUGGCCUGAGCUGCUACCACGGCCACCGCUCGGUGUGCAGCGGCUACCUGGGCGACUGCCCGGGCAGCGACAGCAGCAGCAGCAGCUCAGGCCAGUGCCACUGCUCCUCCAGCGACUCCAUGUUGGACUGCACUGAGGUCAGCAAUCAGGGAGUUUACGGCAGCUGCUCCACCUUCCGCAGCUCGCUGAGCAGCGACUACGACCCGUACGUCUACCGGAGCAAGAGCCCUUACAGGGGCUCCACGGGGGAGGUGGCCCCUUCAGCGGUCCCCUCCGAGGAGUCAUCCGGACACGACUGCCUCCAGCUCCCCGCGGGGGACCACCUCUCCAACUGCAGCAGUCGAUCGUCACUGGAACCCAGGGAGAACAGCAGCACUUGUGCUACCUCAGGCGCCGCUUCGGAGGCCGGCGGGACGGACCGCCGGGCGAAGCCGGCCCACGGGGACGCGGCGGAGCCGCCAGCGGCCUGCGGCUGCUGCGCCGAGGCGCUUCCUCACAACGCGGACCAAGCGGGACGCUGUCGCAGGGGGAUUGACUUUCAUAGCUCCGCCCCCAAGAACUACUUUACAUCCGAGCACUCGUGCGCCCCCUCAGAGCCCAUAAGCUACGACGGACUGCCCCGCUGUUUUUACAAAGAGAUGAAGGUCCACAGGGGGCGCUACGCGGAGGACUACGCCGUCACCGUACAGUACGCCGACUCCGAGGCGAGCUCGGCUCAGGUCCGCUGCGAACUCAACCAGAGGAUACCCAUAAUACCCGAGGACACCGACUGCGAAAUGGGCGAGGAGACGCAUCGCAGCAGCUUGUUGCCGGAGACGGAAGCGCACGCCGAGCCCGGCGAGGACUUCUUCGCCUCGUCGCAGUCGAGCAGGCAGGCGGAGGAGACCAGAGCGUUGUUUCGCCCGCAACUCUCCAGUACUGAGGGCGGGGUCGGCGUUUAAAAAGCGCAGCAGUCAUUCAAACCUUCAGUUGCCUUUUGCUCUCUUGAAUGUUGUCACCCGGGAAUGUGUCGCCGCUCGCCCUCAUUCCUGUGGCCGCACACGCCGCCCUUUCAAUUAGGAACCAGCAGGCGCCACUUUUCUUAAUCGGCGCAGGAUCACUCACUGCCUAUAACGCCUGGCCCUAGAUGGUACCGCCAUGGCAGGGAACCUUUCUCAAGACCCUCAAACGGGUCCUUGCCACCAAGCGCUAUUGUUCUGUUCAAUUACGACGCAUUCUUCCCCUUUUUUUUCCCCGUUUCUCUGCUUGUCGCGGUGGUACUUCGCUACGUUAGCGUCAUCACAAGUUGUUCACCAACUGCACGGCAAACGUAAGAAGUCAGACGUUAGGAUGUUAGGUUUUUUUUUUUGCCAAAGGCGGACGAGUUUCAAACAUCGGUACGAUACAGGCGGCGCUCGCUUCACAGUUUCUUUUUAGAUGCGUAGUGAAGCCUGAUUUCCCCCUGGAAAUUGAAAUUCCGACUUAAACUGUCGAACAGGUAGCUUAAAUUCCAACUUAAACUGGCCGACAUUUGGCUUUAUUUUAAGAAGUGUAGCAAAGCCUAAUUUUCCCCAGGAAGGGAACAUUUUUCACAUAAAUAGUCCUACAGCUGGCUUUAUUUUAAGAUGCGUAGCGAAGCUAUUCCCCCCCCCCCCAGAAAGUUAUACUACGACUUGAACUGUUUGACAUUUGGCUUUAUUUUAAGAAUUAUAGUGAAGCCUAAUUUCCCAACGGUAAAUUAAACUCCAACUUGAACCGUUCCGCGGCUGGCUUUAUUUUAAAAUGCGUAGCGAAGCCUGAUUUCCGGGUUUUGACAUGAACUGUUUUAUUUUAA